AAAUAAAAAUAAAAUAAAAAAGAAAAAGAAAAAUUGGGCAAAAGCUCUCUCACCGAACAAUAAAACGACGCCGUUGCUUGCCUUUCCCCCAUUUCAACUGCAUCUGUUAUAUUUUUGGUUCUCACGUUACAUGCACACACUCAACCUCCUCCACCUUCCUAACUCUGCAAACUCACAAUUCACCCAAAUUUUUUCAAUUUCUUUAUGUAAAUUGUCAGUAUUUACUCAUUAGCUAUCAGAUCUUGCAGUUUGUGUACCGAAAAUGGCAGCAGUUUCUUCGAGCCCUCGAACUGUAGAGGAGAUCUAUAAAGAUUACAGCGCUCGUCGUGCUGGGAUCGUUCGUGCUCUAACUCAUGAUGUGGAUGAAUUUUACGCCCUCUGUGAUCCAGAGAAGGAGAAUCUUUGUUUGUAUGGACAUCCAAAUGAAACUUGGGAAGUAAAUCUUCCGGCGGAGGAAGUUCCACCUGAGCUCCCUGAGCCAGCGCUUGGGAUCAACUUCGCCAGGGAUGGGAUGAACCGAAGGGAUUGGCUCUCGCUAAUUGCUGUCCACAGUGAUUGCUGGCUGCUCUCCGUGGCAUUUUAUCUUGGGGCAAGGUUGAACCGCAAUGAAAGGAAGCGGCUUUUCAGCAUGAUGAAUGAGCUGCCAACUGUUUUUGAAGUGGUAACAGAGAGGAAACCUGUUAAAGACAAGCCAAACACUGAUAGUGGCAGCAAAUCUCGCAGCAGCACAAAGAGGUCAAACGAUGGGCAAGUCAAAAGCAAUCCGAAGCCGGCAGAGGAAAGUUACGAAGAAGAAAACGAAGAUGAACACAGUGAGACAUUGUGUGGCAGCUGUGGGGGGAAUUACAAUGCAGAUGAGUUCUGGAUAGGAUGUGACAUAUGUGAGAGGUGGUAUCACGGCAAGUGCGUGAAAAUAACGCCAGCUAAAGCCGAGAGCAUUAAGCAGUACAAGUGCCCUUCUUGCACAAAACGGGGCAGGCAGUAGCAGCUGCUAAAAGAUCUUUUACUCGACUGAGAAUCAGAAUAAUCUCUUUNUUUUUUUUUUUUUUUUUUUU
Striga asiatica is the source of this 1055-nucleotide messenger RNA. Lineage: Eukaryota; Viridiplantae; Streptophyta; Magnoliopsida; Lamiales; Orobanchaceae. The record is from the annotation of a GenBank genome assembly.